CGGUCAAACAGUGUGCUUCCGUUUUAAGUAUUGGAACCACAAGGAAUGCUCUGAAUGUUGGAGCCACAUGGAACUCCGCAGAGGUUUGUGUGGAAUAUACUCUACCGAUAUUCCAACAGUUUAUGGAUCUUCUAUCGAUCGUGGAUUCUAACGCAAUGACAACUAAAGUCGUGAACAUAAUUUUGAUCAAUAGCCAAACUCAAAUCAAAUUGCGUAUCAACAAUGCAACAUUAAAAGAGUAUGUCACUUGCAGUCUUGAGAGUAUAUAAACUUGCUCUGCGUAAUAAUUUUUGUUCCACCGGAAUUCCUACCAAAGAGAUGUGGGAAUUUCGUAUUUUCUCAUGCCAGAGUGCGAUUGCGUGUUCUUGUCGACGCCUGAAACAGUCAGUGUCGGACCGUCAAUCGUGAAAGUAGUGUCUGUGGAUUUCCCAACUCCAUAAUACCCCCACCCAGUCUGCCAAUUACACCACCCAUAUUCCUCCUGUUGCAGCAGUCUGUUAAAGAUGGAUAAAUUUAACGAAGUCAUCAGCAAUGUGCCACAGCCACCGCCGUACUCUGAGCUAGAUGAAACGAUCAGCAAUCAACCGACCAACGAAUAUGGCGCACCAAUGCAGCAACCUUCAAGCCCGGAAUUAUCUGGAUUGGAGCACCUGGUCGAAACGGAACGGAUCAGGUUCAAACAGGAGGUGCAAAUCGUACAGCUGGUCUGUGGCUGUGAUAUGCCCAUCAAUUUCGAUCUGAUCAACGAACACGACCAGAUUAUAUAUCGGAUACAGGAGCAGGAGAAUUUCUGCGCGAGAAACUGCAUCCCACAGGGAUUUCGAACCGAGUCCAAUAUGGUCAAAACAAAUGGAUUACUGGCGCUUCAUUUUAGCAGGAAGACGCGAUGUGUGAUGAAUUGCUGUUUGCCCUGCUGCUGUUAUCCUUUGCCAUUCAGUAGAGAGCGGAUGACCGUUUCCAGCGGAACAGGAACGGUGUACGGGACUGUCCAGCAUGAUUGGUCUGCUUGGAGAUCGCGUUUCAGCGUUCUGAAUAAUUACGGUAGCGUAGUGAUGAAGAUCGAAGGCCCGGGCUGCAAUUUUGGCUUCUUUGGCGAUUUACAUUAUAAAAUUGUGACUCCGAGUGGCGUAGAGAUUGGAAGCAUCGUCAAACGUUGGAAUGGAUUAGUCUGUGAAGUGGUAGCCGAUUUUGAUGAUUUCACUAUAAUCUUUCCACGAGAUUUGGAUAUUGCCAUAAAGGCCACACUCAUUGGAGCUGUCAAGUUAAUUAACUUUCUCUUCUUUCAAGGAUCUCUGCGAAGGUUAAUCGUUGGCAUCACUUGUGGAUCUUUGAAUGCGGUCGCUAGAACACAACCACAUUAAGUUCCGGAAACGGAAUAUUCUCAUGAAAUAUGAUUCAUAUGCAUUUAUAUUUAUCUACCUCAUGGUGUAUGUACUUCAAAGCAACAAUUGUAUUGUAUCUUGCUUUCCAUA
Messenger RNA from Toxorhynchites rutilus septentrionalis, 1472 nucleotides. RefSeq names its product phospholipid scramblase 1-like. Gene Ontology annotation, biological process: plasma membrane phospholipid scrambling. Gene Ontology annotation, molecular function: phospholipid scramblase activity. NCBI's taxonomy places the organism in Eukaryota, Metazoa, Arthropoda, Insecta, Diptera, Culicidae. The record is from RefSeq and is a predicted model, not a curated record. Gene Ontology annotation, cellular component: plasma membrane. Bases 504 to 1361 code for a protein of 285 amino acids. The transcript has 3 exons.